AUGGCGAUUGCACCAGCCGGGAAUCGAACCCGGGUCUGUACCGUGGCAGGGUACUAUUCUACCACUAGACCACUGUAUAACCCGCUCGCUUUUCUCUCUGUCACUCUUCCUCAACGCGAAUCUCUCUCUCUUGUCCUCGUCUCGGCCAACGCUUCCUCAGAGGUCGACGACGAUCUGCUGAUCAGGCACGUCGUGAACGCGGCGGAUCUCCACCGACAAUCGCCACAUCUCUUUCUUCAAGAGACGUUUCGGAGGACAUAUUUGGGGAUUACAGGUGGGCUUCGGUUGCCGAAGGAUGCGAAUCGGGCCCUGCUUCUGCCGACCGAUGAUCUGCCCGAUGAUGUCGAUUGGAGAGAUGACGGAGCUGUCACCGCCGUAAAAAAUCUGGGCUCAUGUGGAUCAUGCUGGAUUUUCAGCACGACAGGAGCACUGGAAGGUUCUUAUUACCUUGCUACUGGAGAACUAGUUAGCCUCAGCGAGCAACAACUUGUGGAUUGUGAUCAUGAGGUAGGCUCAUGCGAGAGGGCGACUACCCUAUGCUGGCAUAGAUUGUGGGACUUGCAAAUUCGACAAGUCCAAGGUUGCUGCAUCAGGGGUCAACUUCGGCAUUGUUUCCUUGAUGAAGAUCGAAUAGCGGCAAAUCCGUGGCUAUCAACGCCGUGUUCAAGCAGACAUACAUGGGGUUUGUUGGUCGGGUAUGUGAUUCUGCAGGUUAUGCUCCCCGUUAGAAUGAGGAUAUAAGCGUUAGUGGAUCAUAAAGAACUCAUGUGGAGAGAAUUGGGGAGAAAAAGGAUACUACGAAUUCUGCGGGGGCGCAAUAUCUGUGGAGUAGACUCAUUAUCUCGACUGUUGCUGCUAUUCCGACUAAUUGAAAUAAAGUUUUGAUUGGGCUGAUUAGUAUUACUGACGAUUGUCAUCACUGUCCAUGAACUAUCGAUGUAUUAUUGUGGUUGUCUAUUUUUAGGUACUCAGAGAACU
Rhodamnia argentea is the source of this 978-nucleotide messenger RNA. Its product is annotated as cathepsin O-like. Gene Ontology annotation, cellular component: lysosome. The transcript has 7 exons. The record is from RefSeq and is a predicted model, not a curated record. NCBI's taxonomy places the organism in Eukaryota, Viridiplantae, Streptophyta, Magnoliopsida, Myrtales, Myrtaceae. Bases 1 to 741 code for a protein of 246 amino acids. Gene Ontology annotation, molecular function: cysteine-type endopeptidase activity.